Messenger RNA from Miscanthus lutarioriparius, 534 nucleotides. The record is from the annotation of a GenBank genome assembly. Lineage: Eukaryota; Viridiplantae; Streptophyta; Magnoliopsida; Poales; Poaceae.
AUGCGGGUGCAUGCAUGGCCAACACCUCGCAGUGGAAGCAAUUUGGUGGCACCAUUAGGGUCAGUUCCAGCUGUCGUGGCAGAGACUAGAGGCCAUGGUCACGGUGCAAGAGGCCAUAUGUACCAACAGUCGAUGCAUUCAUCUGUGCAGGGCAGCCCAUUCCCUCCUACCACUAGAAGGGUUAGGCCCAGAGCCUUGACAAUUACAUCUUUCAUUGCAGCGACUUCCUCAGGUGAGAUUGGAGGGCCCCAUGGAUUUCCCGCUCCUGGAGCUGUGAACAGGAGCGUGUCUGAUGCUGAGGGCAUCUCUAGACCCAUCGACCGACCAUAUACAUGGGGCCGGGAGGGCUUUGCUCCGUUCCCUUGGAUCCCUGCUGAAGGCGAGUCUCACUGGUGGGGCACCUUCAAUCCUAUGCAGAACCAUGCGCAUGGAAGUUUUACCAGAAGGCCUUCUGGGGACCGGAUGCCGCAGAGUCACCCAGAGAACGGCUAUCAGCCUGUGCCCCCUUCACAGAGGAUGCCUCCGUUCUUGUGA